This is a messenger RNA of Xylaria bambusicola, 336 nucleotides long. RefSeq lists its product as uncharacterized. The record is from RefSeq and is a predicted model, not a curated record. Lineage: Eukaryota; Fungi; Ascomycota; Sordariomycetes; Xylariales; Xylariaceae. The transcript has 2 exons. The coding region runs from base 101 to 295 and encodes 64 amino acids.
GUCAAUAGCAGUAUCCCAAGCUCUAUCACCUGAGAUCAUAAGCUAACGUAUUAUAGGACCCCAAGAACUCACUAUUGUGGACCCAGCUGUAUGGAAAGCAAUGAGUGGAGUUGGAGCGACUUGUAUAAAGUCUCCCUGGUACGAUCUUAUGAUGCCAUAUGUUUCUAUACCAUCAAUCCGGACAAAGGAAGGGUACGGCAUACAGCGAAAACGCUGGGAUGAAGCCCUUGGUAUCCUUAACUCCAGCUCACUCGGAUUCUCACAUGGGUGGAAGACAUAUGCGAUGAGCAGCUGAAAAUGAACGCAACUCUUUGUGACGCUCAAAACUUAAGGUAA